This is a messenger RNA of Fusarium graminearum PH-1, 825 nucleotides long. RefSeq lists its product as uncharacterized. Lineage: Eukaryota; Fungi; Ascomycota; Sordariomycetes; Hypocreales; Nectriaceae. The record is from RefSeq and is a predicted model, not a curated record. The transcript has 5 exons. The coding region runs from base 1 to 825 and encodes 274 amino acids.
AUGGCUACAUCGAUAGGCAACGGCCCUCCUUCGAUGGCUGAGACCACUGGGGAUCGCCUGAUAGCGGUUCUGGUGGUGGUUGUCUUUUCCGUUCUUGUGUCGCUUCUGAUGCUCGUUUUGAGGAUAUGGUGUCGUUGGUCAAUACGAUCGCUUGGGUGGGAUGAUUUUGCCGCGAUGAUGUCUUUGAUAUGCAUAACGAUAUUCGGUUCCGGGAUACUUGCAUUAAUACCCCUCGGCCUCAGUGAUCCCACGGGACAGAUACCAGUUGACAAGAUACCUGCUUUCUACAAGAAUCGUCUCACUGUCUUACUGGCGAUGGAUUUAUAUCGGCGCGAUGGUCUUUCUGGUCCUCUGGAAUAUCUGUGUUAUCCUGGUCUUUUUCCUCACCUGCAUUCCCAUGGCAACAAUUUGGGAUCCAACGGUAAAAGGGAAAUGCGUGAAGCAUGCACUGGAACUUGGAUAUGCAUGUGCUGGAAUAAGCAUAUUUACCGACCUGGCUGUGGCGGUUUUGCCCUUACCUUUUAUCUGGAAUCUAAAUCUUCGUCGUCCACACAAGAUCGCCUUAUCCGGGGUGUUUCUGCUAGGCUGCUUCCUCUUCUUGUCCGACUCAACUCCAUGAGACCCUGCUGUGAGAGGAGCGACCAGACACCUGCUGUCCAAAAUCAGCGUAGCGAUGACGAGGUGGGAUUGACGUUGGAUACGGUGACAAAGGUUGGGAGUCAAAGCCAGGAGAGUCAUGAUGAAGAUCCUCACAGAGCAUUGGCGGCAAAGUCUUAUGGGACUAAUACGUACAUCGAAGCUAAGCCGCAUCCUUGGGGAAAGUAG